AUGAACGAGGGGGACUUAUUAACUACCAAGGAGCAGCAGAAGACGUUUGCGGCCAGCCCGUACUCAGACCCCAUCACGGUGAAGCUCCACAGCGGGAUGUCUCUCCAUGCUGAGGACCCAGAGAUGCUGUGGGUCAUGGGCCCUGUCCUGGCUGUUGUACUCAUCAUCAUCAUCGUCAUCGCCAUCCUGCUCUUCAAGAGGAAACGAGCAUCUCCCUCGGCCAAGGAUGAGCACUCUGCUGGGGUGAAGGACUCUCUGCUGGCCCACUCCUCUGAUCCUGUGGAGAUGAGACGACUCAACUAUCAGACACAAGGUUCCAGUGACCCCAGUUGCCCGAACACUCCAAGGAUGAGGGAGCACCCACUCAUCUCCACCACUGAUCUUGCUAACCACAUCGAGCGACUCAAGGCCAACGACGGACUCCGCUUCUCACAGGAGUAUGAGUCUGUAGACCCAGGCCAGCAGUUCACAUGGGAACACUCUAACCUGGAGGUGAACAAGCCAAAGAACCGAUAUGCAAACGUCAUCGCCUACGACCACUCCAGGGUCAUCCUCACCUCUGUCGACGGAGUGCCAGGUAGUGACUACAUCAACGCUAACUACAUAGACAGCUACAGGAAGCAGAACGCCUGCAUCGCUACACAGGGCCCGCUUCCUGAAACCCUGAGUGACUUCUGGAGGAUGGUGUGGGAGCAGAGGACCAACACUAUCGUCAUGAUGACCAGACUGGAGGAGAAGUCACGGGUGAAGUGUGACCAGUACUGGCCCAGUCGGGGUACAGAGACCUAUGGGAUGAUCCAGGUGACCAUGUUGGACACUGUGGAGCUGGCUACCUACAGCGUACGCACCUUCGCCCUCUAUAAGAAUGGCUCCAGCGAGAAGAGAGAGGUUCGUCAGUUCCAGUUCAUGGCCUGGCCGGACCAUGGAGUGCCUGAGUACCCCACCCCCACCCUGGCAUUCCUCCGCAGGGUCAAGGCCUGUAACCCCACAGAUGCAGGACCCAUGGUGGUCCACUGCAGUGCUGGUGUAGGUCGGACCGGUUGCUUCAUCGUGAUUGAGGCCAUGCUGGAGCGUAUGAAGCAUGAGAAGUCAGUGGAUAUCUACGGUCAUGUGACGUGUAUGAGAGCUCAGCGGAACUACAUGGUGCAGACGGAGGACCAGUAUGUCUUUAUCCACGAGGCCCUGCUAGAGGCAGCCACCUGCGGUAACACAGAGGUCCCUGCACGCAACCUGUACGCACACAUCCAGAAACUCACCCAGGUCACACCCGGAGACACGGUCACUGCCAUGGAGCUAGAGUUUAAGAAACUGGCCAACUCCAAAGCACAUACCUCAAGAUUCAUCAGUGCCAACCUGCCCUGUAACAAGUUCAAGAACCGGCUGGUGAACAUCAUGCCUUUUGAGUCCACUCGCGUGAGUCUGCAGCCUAUCAGAGGAGUGGAGGGCUCCGACUACAUCAAUGCCAGCUUCAUCGACGGAUACAGGCAGCAGAAGGCCUACAUGGCCACCCAGGGGCCGCUAGCAGAGACCACAGAGGACUUCUGGAGGAUGCUGUGGGAACACAACUCUACCAUCGUAGUCAUGCUUACUAAACUCAGAGAGAUGGGAAGAGAAAAGUGUCAUCAGUACUGGCCAGCUGAGCGUUCUGCCAGGUACCAGUACUUUGUAGUGGACCCCAUGGCUGAGUACAACAUGCCCCAGUACAUCCUCAGAGAGUUCAAGGUCACAGACGCCAGGGAUGGCCAGUCUAGGACCAUUCGGCAGUUCCAGUUCACUGAUUGGCCAGAACAAGGGGUGCCAAAAACUGGAGAGGGCUUCAUUGACUUCAUUGGUCAAGUGCAUAAAACCAAGGAGCAGUUUGGCCAGGAUGGACCAAUCUCUGCGCACUGCAGUGCUGGUGUUGGGCGGACUGGUGUGUUCAUCACCCUGAGUAUCGUGCUGGAGAGGAUGAGGUACGAGGGGGUGGUGGACCUCUUCCAGACUGUCAAGACACUGAGGACCCAGAGACCUGCCAUGGUGCAGACAGAGGACCAGUACCAGUUGUGCUACAGGGCAGCUCUAGAGUACCUUGGAAGCUUUGACCACUAUGCAACAUAGUAACCACUCCCAGAAUGCACUGGGACUCCUGGGGUUCAGGAGCGCCAGCCGUGUGUCCCUUCUGAGCUAUAUCCAUACUGUCCAGAAACUGCCGGAGGGGUGAGGGGAGAGGGGGAGGAAGAGAAGAAAAGGAGUGUGGAGGAGUGGGAGAAAUCACAAGUCUGACUGGAUGACCGUCAAUCAGGUGGAGCAGUACUCCUGGACUGACUGCACAAUAAACCUGCUUUAAAACCCUUCACUACUAAAAAAUAACCUAAAAAGCUUCAGUAUGUUUCAUUCUGAUGUCUCUAUAGCUAAUGCACAUGCCAUGAAAACACUAUUUCUGCCUCCUCCACCUGCUUAUAUGGCAAACUUUAUUUUUCUGCUAUUAUUAUGCAUUAAUAUCAUUACUAUUACCCAUUAUAUAUAUAUAUGUUAUUAUUAUUAUUAUUUAGAAUUUGUUUUAUAAUCAUUUAUACACUGGUUAAUGUAUGUCUUAUUGGGUCUUAUUUUAAAUUCAUUAUUUGUAUCUUUUUAUUAUUUUUUACACAAGGGACAUGUAUUUUAAACAUGCUCCGAGUUAUUAUUAAUACUGGAGACGUACGCAUACUCAGAGCUGCUAAUAAUAUUUUAAUUUUUUUACCAUAAUUAUAAUAUUCUAAAGUUCUCUAUUCUCUGGUUGGUCGUAUUCAGUGGGAUAUGGGGGACACAACUUUUAUAAGUGUUUUCACUUCCUGGUAUUUACAAAAACAAUCUCCACAAAAAGAGAUCAAACACAUAUACACCAGAUUUAGUGAACUACUAUAAAAUAAACCCAUCUAUGUUUAUAAAAACUGAAUAGAUUAUUCUUGAUGAUGUUUAAUGAAUAAUCUACCAUGUACAGAUUCUGUUUACUGUGAUUUUCUCAAUGCCUGUCGCUCCGGUCCAAACUCCAGACCCAAUGAAAUAAAUAAACAAAACUACCGGUACAUGAAAAGGUGUUUGUCCUGUUACAGCACCCUUAGUUGGCCAUGGGACUGAACCAAACCAUCACUCCCAAAAGACACAGAGGAACUGGACCCUAGCUCUGUCUGCUCUGAUCUGACAAGCUAGACCUGGUUUGGAGCAACAGAUAUACAGAACUUCACAUCAGACUAAUGUACAGCGCCCAACAACACCCCUCCUAUGAGAAGUGUUCGAGUGACCAGACAGACAGUUAUCCAUCCCUGUAUUUCUGAUUACCCUGCUGAUUCUGAACUACGAUCUAUGAAUUGGACAUGUCCAUCUGCAUACGACUGACCUAGUUCCCCAUGACUGGCCAUCCCUGUAGAAACCUCACAACAACCCAGAUGAACUUCUCUUCUGACUGUCACUGACUCUACAUCCAUUGUAUAACUGCUGUAAUAUACUGUAUUAUCUCCUCACUGUGCUACAGAAGGACAUUCUCCUGUAACACAAAGAAGCAGCAUCAAUGUACGGUGGAGGAUCUCUACAUUAUAGUCAAGCGUUUCUCUCUUAUGUGAGGCUAUAGGAUUGCAAAGUGAGGUGAAUUUGGAUUGAUUGGGCCCGGAUGGACGGACUGCAAAAACAAGGAUUUAUUUCACUUUGUCUUCAAAUAGUGCCGUAGGGGUUCAGUCUGUUGUAUACACAAUCUGUUUUCUAUUUGUUAAUAAAAAGGAGAGGGAAAAAAUGUUGCAAAAACCUUGAUGUUAAUAAAGUUGAAUAAUUGUUUUUUUUUUAUA
This is a messenger RNA of Salvelinus fontinalis (brook trout), 3797 nucleotides long. RefSeq names its product receptor-type tyrosine-protein phosphatase F-like. The transcript is spliced from 16 exons. The record is from RefSeq and is a predicted model, not a curated record. Gene Ontology annotation, biological process: peptidyl-tyrosine dephosphorylation. The coding region runs from base 1 to 2097 and encodes 698 amino acids. Lineage: Eukaryota; Metazoa; Chordata; Actinopteri; Salmoniformes; Salmonidae. Gene Ontology annotation, molecular function: protein tyrosine phosphatase activity.